Molecule: messenger RNA, 417 nt
Organism: Laccaria bicolor S238N-H82
Lineage: Eukaryota; Fungi; Basidiomycota; Agaricomycetes; Agaricales; Hydnangiaceae
Exons: 2
Coding region: 1-417 (138 amino acids)
Source: RefSeq, a predicted model, not a curated record
AUGGAAAUGGAAAUCCACCCAUCCAUCUUCGAGCAAAAAAUACAGCACCUUGCCUCCGAAUUGAGACACGAUCACUUAGGUUUCGACUGGACAAACCUUCUCAAUGCAGCAGAGAAAUUUACCGAGGCCUUCGAAAACUUUGAAAAGGCAGAUAAGACAGCUGACGAAGCUUUAGAUGAACACAACUUGCAAUUGGAGCUUGAAGCUGCCGCCGCUGAGCAAGAUACAAGUACACAAAAUCACAAAUUACGUCUCAGGGUUGCACAUCAACAACGUACCAACAUCAUCAACACACUACUUCCUACUGCAUUAGAAAAAGCCGGCGGUUUAAAAAGCACGGCACAGAAACUCAAAAGACGUGUGCACGACUUACUGGCCCAAGUGGACACCUUUAGGAAGGAGAUAGAUGACUUAUGA